AUACGACUGCAGCAGAGGACGGUAUCCUAUCUGAGGUAGCGAGCUAUCUUAAUUUGGCAAGCUUUUUUUUCAUUCUUUUUGUUCUUUUACACUUUACAGAAACGGAAGCUCCAGUUAAGCCCAGAGCAAUGUAGCAACUUUUAUGCAGACCAAUAUGGAAAAGUGUUUUUUCCUAAUUUAACAGCCUAUAUGAGUUCUGGACCUUUAGUUGCUAUGGUUCUUGCUAGACACUGUGCAGUCUCACACUGGAAGGAAUUGCUUGGACCAUCAAACAGCAUACGAGCUAGGAGAACUCACCCUCACAGCUUAAGAGCAAUCUAUGGGACUGAUGAUCUGAGGAACGCACUUCAUGGCAGUCUCAGCAUUUCCUCAGCAGAAAGAGAAAUUCGAUUCAUGUUUCCAGAAGUGAUCUUGGAGCCCAUUCCAGCUGGACAAAGAGCUCGGGAUUACUUGAACCUUUACAUAAAGCCUACGUUACUAGCUGGGCUCACUGCACUGUGUAAAGAGAAGCCAGCAGAUCCAAUGACUUGGCUUGCUGACUGGUUGAUUGAACACAACCCUAAUAAACCUAGGCUGCAACAUCACGUCACUGUGGAAGAACAUCAAGGGUGAGAGCUCAGUGGAAACCGUCUGAAGCAUUCCGAGCUACAGAUAUAUAUUAUCAUUUUCAGUGUAUCCCUUAGCUAUGUAAUCAAUAUUAUCUGAAGUAAAUGUUAUUGUCAUAA
Molecule: messenger RNA, 725 nt
Organism: Cariama cristata (Red-legged seriema)
Lineage: Eukaryota; Metazoa; Chordata; Aves; Cariamiformes; Cariamidae
Gene: NME5
Product: NME/NM23 family member 5
Exons: 4
Coding region: 190-612 (140 amino acids)
Biological process (GO): negative regulation of oxidative stress-induced intrinsic apoptotic signaling pathway
Source: RefSeq, a predicted model, not a curated record